This is a messenger RNA of Glycine soja, 648 nucleotides long. RefSeq lists its product as uncharacterized. NCBI's taxonomy places the organism in Eukaryota, Viridiplantae, Streptophyta, Magnoliopsida, Fabales, Fabaceae. The transcript has a single exon. The coding region runs from base 86 to 391 and encodes 101 amino acids. The record is from RefSeq and is a predicted model, not a curated record.
UAAACCUAGCUAGACUUCAUUAUCUCUAAAACCUUCGCCUCUUAUUUUGGUUGUGUGUGCCGUGGCCAUUUCAAUUGAAAGUACCAUGGAAGCCACUUCUACCUCUUCAAGCUGCAGCAAUGGCUUCUUUAGUCUCCGAUCAACAAAUAGUGGCGAAUCCAGGGUCCGUGGUUGCGGAAAAUCUGAUGGUGUGGCCAUGUGGUUCAUCAAUGGUGUCACAACCGCUUUCUUUGCCUCCUUGGAACGUUGCUGCAUCCGAAUUGCCACCGAAGAAGACGUCGAAGAUGGCAACGACGACGUGCCCUUGAUCCUCAACGACGGAAAUCUCCGCCACCGCACCGUGGACACCACCACCCGCCAAAGGAAGAAAGUGAAAGGAAAGAAAAGUUAAUUGUUCUUGGUAGUUGACCAACGCUAAUAUAUAGUGAAAGUCAACGAUCUCUCUUUUCUUGGUGAGUGAUGUUUUAUAAUGUAGUGUAAUUUCAGCAUUAUGAAUGAAAUUGGACAGCGUUUUUCAUUCACUGCCUUUGAAUAUAUACAAAUUUUCGAGGAUGAUUUAAGUGUAAUGAAAAGAAAGAAAGAAAAAAUGUUAUUGUAAGCUUGAUUGAUUGCCAGAGGAUUAAUAAUUUGUGUGCAAUUAACGAUCAA